Trichechus manatus latirostris (Florida manatee) is the source of this 2078-nucleotide messenger RNA. RefSeq names its product G protein-coupled receptor 65 (gene GPR65). The record is from RefSeq and is a predicted model, not a curated record. Gene Ontology annotation, biological process: G protein-coupled receptor signaling pathway. Gene Ontology annotation, cellular component: membrane. Lineage: Eukaryota; Metazoa; Chordata; Mammalia; Sirenia; Trichechidae. Bases 1020 to 2039 code for a protein of 339 amino acids. Gene Ontology annotation, molecular function: G protein-coupled receptor activity. The transcript is spliced from 2 exons.
UGUCCAGCUUUUGCAUGCAUAUGAGACAAUCGAAAAUACCAUGGCUCGGGUCAGGGGCACCUUAGGGACUGCACAAGUUCCACUUUAGUAGAUAGUGUUAAACCAUUCCAUACAACAAUAAAUGAGAGUCCUACGUGCUUGGCAUGCUCACUGCCACUUGGUGCUUUCUGUCUUUUUUAUUUUAUUUAUUCUGAUGGAUGUAUAGUGGCAUCUCAUCGUGGUUUGGUUUGUAUUUCUCUGAUGACUAAAGAAGUUGAGCGCUUAAGUCCAGUUUUAUUUCAUUGUUGGCCUGAGGUUUGUAGGACCCAAAUAACAGUGUAGACUCAGUCCCUAUACCCAAGUGAGGAUCAGCCAAAGAACAUGAAUACUCAUAAAAGGAUUUUUAUUAUAGUUCUUUGCAGGAACAAAGCUGAAGCAGAGAACUUGUCGACUUUUCUCUGCUAUCUGCCACCAUAGUGAAUGAAAUUUGAAAAAAGAGAUUGUUGCAAAAUAAUGGUAAUGAGGUUAUGUACCUUUUAAACAGCUAAACUAUUUCAGUUCAUCGUUCACUACAGAAACAAAGGCAUUUUAUAAAGAGAGGUCCAUCUCUGUGGAGCUAAGACCUUAUAUGUUCAUGUUUGCACCGAUCUCUGAAGUUAAUGAAGAAUAACAAACCGAAGAUGACACUCUGUGGAGCCUGAGGGACAACCCCGUGGAUUCUUGAGGGUUCUUGGUCAACCAGUGUUCUGUGGUAAUGAGCACAUGGCCUUCUGCCCAUUAAACUCGGCUGGCUACAUUAGCUAACUGCUAGGAGCCUGGAUACUGACUUCUGAGCAUUGAUAGCUGUGUGAACAUUGAUCUACAUCAAACCCUUUACAGGCACUUGUGAAUUAAUCAGAAAUUUUGAAAGUAAAGAAAAACUGAUAAAAAUCUUAGCAAAAGAGCAUUUUAUGUUGACAACCAGCUACAAUGAGGUAAGAUUUACUUUUCCACUUACUUUCUAAGAACUGACAUAAUUGCCACUUUAAAAGAAAAAAAAAAUGAACAGCACAUGUAUUGAAGGACAGCACGACCUGGACCACUAUCUGUUUCCAAUUGUUUACAUCUUUGUCGUUAUAAUCAGCAUUCCGACCAAUAUUGGAUCUCUGUGUGUGUCUUUUCUGCAAGCAAAGAAGGACAAUGAACUAGGAAUUUACCUUUUCAGUUUAUCACUCUCAGAUUUGCUGUAUUCAUUAACUCUCCCUCUCUGGAUUAAUUAUACUUGGAACAAUGACAACUGGACUUUCUCAGCUGCUUUGUGCAAAGUGACUGCUUUCUUGAUGUACAUGAACUUCUACAGCAGCACAGCUUUCCUCACCUGCAUCACUCUCGAUCGAUACUUAGCCGUUGUCUACCCACUGAAGUUUUCUUAUCUAAGGACAAGAAGGUUUGCAUUCAUGGUCAGCCUCUCCAUUUGGGUAUUGGAAACAAUCUUCAACGCAGUCAUGCUGUGGGAAGAUGAAAUCGCUGUUGAGUAUUGUGAUGCCGAAAAGUCUAAUUUUACUUUAUGCUACGACAAAUACCCUUUGGAGAAAUGGCAAAUUCGUCUCAACUUGUUUAGGACGUGCACUGGCUACGCGAUCCCUUUGGUCAUCAUCAUGUUUUGCAACCAGAAAGUCUGCAGAGCUGUGCGGCACAACCGAGCCACCGAAGACGGCGAGAAGAAGAGAAUCAUAAAGCUACUGGCUAGUAUCACCCUGACGUUUGUCUUGUGCUUCACUCCCUUCCAUGUGAUGCUGCUGGUUCGCAGCGUUUUAGAGCAUGAUGCGAGCUUUAACGGUCUAUUUGACGGCCAGUCUUGGAAGCAGACUUAUAAAAUAUAUAGAAUCACGGUCGCGUUAACAAGUUUCAAUUGCAUCGCUGAUCCAAUUCUGUACUGUUUUGUAACUGAAACAGGGAGGUCUGAUAUAUGGAAUGUAUUAAAAUUCUGGACUGGCAAACUUAAUAAAUCAGAAAGACAAAGAAAGAGUGUACUUUCCAUGUCUACAAAAGACACGGUGGAUUUAGAAGUCUUGGAAUAGACCAAAAAGAUUUAUUUUGGCCUUGGUUCUGAGGCACAC